AUGAACAAGACAGCCCUCGAUCUUGCCCUCGAUGCAGCACUUCUCAAUGCACAAGCGGUCAUCGAUUUCAACCCUUCCUCUUAUCGUGGAUACCAGUUGAAGCACGCAGCCCUUCAUGGCGCACAACGCUAUGAUGAAGCCAUCGCGACCUUCGAAAUCAUGCUCUUCAAGUUGGAAAAUAGUCCUGACACGCAAAUACAAAAUUUGCGCCAGCAUUAUCUCAGUCCAUCCGAAGCAGAGGGUGCUAUUCGAACGGUCAUUCAUACUCAACUCGAUGAUACCCCGCUUCGUGUAUUCGACACCACCACCGGGCUCUUGUGCGAUCGAGAGGCGCAAAUAAGCGUCUUCAAAACGAGCACAGGGUAUAAUGAGCUGUUGUCCUUUACAAUGAACCAUGCAGAUCUGCCAAUAGGGAGCCUCCAAAAAAUGGUGGAGAUGAGCUUUGGUUAUGUCAUGCUAUUCCAUAGGUGGGAAGGGAAGGAGCCGUUGCUGCACGAUAUCCAGAACAAGGUCCUGUACGAGUUGGAUGCAGUCGGCGGCAUCCUGAAGUUGCAGUCAUUCUGCAAAAUUGCUCGUGAGGCGGGGUAUCGCUGGGCGUGGAGCGAUACAUGCUGCAUCGACAAGAAUGACGAUCUUGAGCUCCAACAAUCGUUCAACUCCAUGUUCGUCUGGUAUCGCCGCUCAGCACUUACGAUUGUCUAUCUGGCAGAUGUCACCCCUUCGUCAACGUCUGGCGCACUUGCAAACAGCGAGUGGAACAGACGAGGAUGGACUGUUGUAGAAUCCCUAGCUCCCAAAUCCGUCGCGAUCAUGCGGGAGUUGGGCCGCGCAACGGGCAUAGACCCAAGUGCCCUCGUUGCCUUCCAUCCAGGGAUGGGGGAUGCCCGGGAGAAACUUCAAUGGGCGUCUACCCGUAUCACUACUUUGCAGGAAGACAUCGCAUACUCAUUUUUUGGUAUCUUCGGCGUCCACCUACCUGUCAUCUAUGGCGAAAAGAAACAUAGCGCACUCAGGCGGCUCUUACAGGAGAUUGUAACUCGCUCGGGUGACAUUACUGCCCUGGACUGGGUCGGAAAAUCAUCAGAAUUCAAUAGCUGCCUGCCAGCUGAUAUCACAUCCUACAAAGCUCCGCCAUCCACGUUUCCAUCUUUGACCAAAGAUGAAAUGCAGAAAUCAGUCUCUGUCCUGCGAAAUACCGUGACUGUGGAGUUGGCUUCGGAAUUCUAUACCCUGUUCGACCAGCUGAGUGCUCCUCGUUUUGCAGACUGCAGACUGCAUCUGCCUUGCAUCACCUUCCGUGUCACAGCAGUCAGACGGAGGCGUGGUCAAGGCCAGGAGACAACUGUCACGUAUGAAGUCCAGGCAGACGGGCUUUGUGACCUGCUGAUCACCACGGAAGACAAACCGAGUCAGUUCUCCGGGGCAAUGGACACUAAGCAGACAUUGUUGCUUGUCCGUCCGUGGAGCCGUUAUUUCCUUGAGCUACCCGACUCUGCACUGGACGAAAUGAAGAGCUUGUCUGAUUGGUCCAUCGCCCCGUCAUCAUUAGACAAUCUCGCUGGCACGUCUCGGUCCCAUGGGUCGCGAUUUAUUCCUUGUCUUGGACAUUUUUUCGGCUCAUUUUUUGAUGCGCUUCACGGCGUUCCUGAAAAAAAAGGGGUGGUUUAUUCGGAGUCUCACUUGCAAGCAUUGCGGUUUAUCGUUCGUCUUGGACAACCUUUCAGCGCGUUUUUGUUGGCGCAGCAGCCCGGCGGAGAAUACAAGAGAAUCGCGUCAGAUCGCAAUAUAAUUGCACGAGUGAAAGACACCACUACUGUUCGCAGCAUGAUGGACGUCCGGACGCUAGAGAUAUUGUAGGUAUAUGUAUUCCGGGGAACAGAUAUCGCUGAGCAGUUUUCAUUCGCCAUGUUAGGAUCGGAAGCUGUUAACAAACAAAGCCAAAUAGCCGUGCAGUGAAACGUGACCAAUGUCUAGGACGGUUUCUGCCAAGGCCGCCACUUGAGGUGCCGCGAUAGGAGAUCC
This is a messenger RNA of Suillus paluster, 2022 nucleotides long. RefSeq lists its product as uncharacterized. Lineage: Eukaryota; Fungi; Basidiomycota; Agaricomycetes; Boletales; Suillaceae. Gene Ontology annotation, molecular function: protein binding. The record is from RefSeq and is a predicted model, not a curated record. Bases 1 to 1857 code for a protein of 618 amino acids. The transcript has 4 exons.